This is a messenger RNA of Rattus rattus (black rat), 1640 nucleotides long. Its product is annotated as sperm motility kinase 2B-like. The coding region runs from base 1 to 1509 and encodes 502 amino acids. Gene Ontology annotation, cellular component: cytoplasm. Gene Ontology annotation, biological process: protein phosphorylation; intracellular signal transduction; microtubule cytoskeleton organization. The record is from RefSeq and is a predicted model, not a curated record. NCBI's taxonomy places the organism in Eukaryota, Metazoa, Chordata, Mammalia, Rodentia, Muridae. The transcript has 2 exons. Gene Ontology annotation, molecular function: protein serine/threonine kinase activity; ATP binding; tau-protein kinase activity.
AUGAGCUCUGGGAGCGAAGAGGAGUCAGAAAGGCUCCCAUCUGAGAGCAGCUCUUACACAGAGAGUUUCCAUUCUCAAUAUAUGAUUUUGAAUACCAUCGGCCAUGGAGGCUACGCCACAGUAAAGUUGGCACUGCACCGCCUCACAGGCACCCCCGUGGCUGUCAAAAUACUUAUCAAGAAGGAACACUGGUGCCAUCCGGUCACAUCUGAGGUAGACAUAAUGAUGAGGAUCCACCACCCAAACAUCAUAUCCCUUUUCCAAGUCAUCGAGACUAAGAAGAAAAUAUACCUCAUCAUGGAGUUGGCCGAGGGGAAACAGCUUUAUCAUCGCAUCCUAGAGGCUGGCCAACUGCAGGAGGAUGAAGCUCGGGGAAUAUUCAGACAAUUAUUAAGUGCUAUGGGAUACUGCCACGCCCGGGGCAUUGUUCACAGGGACCUGAAGCCAGACAAUAUCAUGAUAGACACUAGAGGAAGAAUUAAAAUCAUUGAUUUUGGUCUUGCCACUCACGUGAGGCCGGGGCAGAUGCUGAGAUAUCACUGUGGGACUUAUGCAUUUGCUGCUCCUGAGAUGCUCCUCGGGAAAUUGUAUGAGGGCCCCAAGGUCGAUGUGUGGACCCUAGGGGUUGUUUUAUAUUGUAUGACAGUUGGAAGGCUCCCGUUUGAUGAUUCCAACAUACCUCAUCUCCGAUCACAGGUUUUGUUAGGGAAGUAUGCUGUCCCACCUGGCAUGUCAGAAGAGCUCAAAGACAUGCUUAGUCUUUUGUUGAAAGUGAAUCCCCAGCAUAGGCCCACAAUUCCUGACCUUUUGACUCAUCGCUGGCUUAAGACAGGCUCAGAGGGGUUCCCACAACCUUCUGAGGAACGGAUCCCACUAAGGCCAGACCCGGCAGUUUUACGAGCAAUGGAACAAAUUGGGUUUAAAGCCCAGGAUGUUAAAGAUUCACUCUAUCAGAAUAAAUACAAUCAAAUGGUGGCUUGCUACCACUUAUUGGAAAGGCAGGCUCUUCAGGAGUGUGACAACUUAACCCGACCUCGGCCAAUGAAUCCAUGGAUGGCCCCAUUCCCUUCCCUUGAUAACCCUGCUACUUUUCCACAAGGGCUAAGAAGGAGAGGAAGCGAGCCCAGAUGGCUCGGGUCAUCCUCUAAUAGUCAAGGGUCUACCUACGACCAGAAACCUAGUUACGGAUUAGUCAAGAGAGCCAGUUGGCCUGGUGUUCGUCUCUGCAGGCCACUCCUGACAACACCCGCAGUGGACCUAACCCACAGAAUUUCUAGAAGUGUCCCCUGCUUUUCUUCAGUGCACAGCAGGGGUGAGAAGAACAUUAAAAGGACAGAAGACAAAUCCAGUGCUUCAGCAGAGGUCAAUCCUGUCCCUAGCAGGGCCUGGUCCAAAAGAUUUAGGGGAUGGGCCAAGAACAUCCGAAACGGCCUGAUGCAGCUGUGUUGCUGCUUUCCCUCCAGAAAAAAACCUCACCUGGGGCACAGCAGAGUUGUUCCCCAGAAAUGAGGCAUAUGGAGGGAAUCCGGAGAUCAAGCAUCCAGCACUGCCCAGAAGAACACUAGAGGAUGCCAGAUGCUACAACUCUGCUAUCACAGUGUUGGAUGCUAUGACUCUGCAGUCGCAGUGUUGGAGAGGAC